AUCAACAGGUGAAUUAUCAUUGCUAUUAUAUUAUAAUCAUUACUUUCUUAUUAUUAACAUAUUAUUGCUAUUUCAUUCUUCAGUUACAAUCAUAUAUUUUUUUUACAUUCUGGUAGAUAACUUCUCCUUUAUCUCCCUUAUACCUGUUUACUCUUGUGUUUCAACAUAAGCUAAGUUUCAAGGAACAAUGAUCAGAGAAAUUUGUGCGAUAACAAUUAAAACUACUAGUGAAAAUGGAAACAGAACUGACGCAUUGCGAUACAGAAAUUCAUAUUUAGAGACGGAAAAGAGCCAAAAUAUUUUCUUCGUUUAACUCCCCACUUCCUUUAUGGUUCGAGCUCAGCCACUAUAGACUUAUUCACAAGAGAUUAUAAACUGUGUUUUUUAAACGGUAUCCUGGUCCUUGUUCGCUGACAGUAUAUUUCCAAAAGAAUUUGUGUCAAGCAUGGUUUUUCUAAAUUCAGCAUUCUUUAUCUCUAUAGUAUUGAAUAAUUUUGUUGACAACUGCCUUCACAAUUAUAUUUUGUGUUUUUGCUAAGAGAUUAGGUUACAUUCUAUUGUCUUUUUUUUCUUAUUUGCUCAAUUAAUCUGGGUUAAUAUUUCACGAUCCCAUGGUUUUUGUCUUGGAAAAUCAUUUUUCCUUCAAACGGUACUGUUUUGUCUAAAAUUUAAUGCUGAAAUAUAGACGAGGGAAGCGGAUCUUUCUACUACAUACUGGGAGUAUUUUUGUAUUGAAAUGGUUGAAAACGAUCCACUCGAAACCUUCAAAACCAGCCAUUUAAAUUCUCCUUUUUUCUUACAUAAACUAGAAAUUUCGAUGUGAAAGUGAGUGCUGGCGAUGAGAAAAGAGUUUAGGUGCGUACAAAUUCACAUUAGUUGAAGAAUUCCAAACUACUUUGUUUUAUAUCCUGGAAGGGACUUUGAAGGGGAAAAAUUCCUAGAGCAGCAAUUAUUUUGGCAAGUUAUUCCAGUAAGUCUUAAUGGUUCACAAGGGAUUACUUGAAUGAGUUUAAAAUAAUUCCAGGAGCAACAGGUGUCAUCAGGUUGCCUUUGCAGUUUUUGAGCUUACUGGCUUAUGGCCGGUAAAGCUCUAUGUCAACGGGUUUGUUAGUAAGUAAGGAAGACUUCACGAAUCAUGCCAGUCAAGUUUGCAUAGCAGAAGUGGUUGGGCUGGGCAUUUACUCAGGAAGCCUGGUAAUAAAGUAUUACUCAUCCCGCCUUCGAAAAGGUCAAUAGAAGCUCUCUAAGAGGAACAUCAAGUGGAAAAAGGGAAAGAGAGCUGCCAAAAUUAGAGUCCAGUGGGAAGGCCAAUGGUUAAUGCCCCUAUGCUCCCCUGCAGGAGCGACGAUGGCCUCAUUUCCUUGAUUCAAUUAUUUUUAUUGGGACAAGAUUGAUGAUGACAGUUUUUGUCUCUUUCUACCGGCUGAUUUAUGAAAAAUGCUGUGUACGUUAAUUUUAAUACCAUGUGUGAAAAUUGGACGAAUGGUUUCGAUGAUUUACGUGGAAUCAUUCAAAUUUUAAACGCAAACGGCAUUGUCAGUAGAUCGGAAGGAAAAACAGCAGCUGUCAACGUCAAGCGAUUCUCUAAACUGUGACCGUCCACUUGAAAAACAAAUAUGGUCGGAACACUUCGCCAGUAGCAUGUUUGUUGAAUAACAAGCCUUGCAGGUCCGAACAAAACAUUUCUGGUUGUUUGGAUCAGACACGCUCCCUGGAACGUGAUUGUAGUGAAGUUACUGGUCGCAUGGGAAUCACGUGUUCCUCAAUCGAAAGGCCUUUUGACGUCAAGAUAAACACGCGUUCGAUCACGAGUGUUUUGAUAACUAACUGUGAUUGGCCUACUAAAUUCCCGGGUCUCAAAUAUAAACUGAAUGAGCGCACCUCGCAACCGGCGUCUACUGCCACUGAAGACGACUGUCUGCACCACCAAGAAGCUUUUUUCUAAGAGUAACACGAUGGAUGAGAGAAGUAAUAACCCUACGCUCGCCAAGUACAUGUCUCUUGAUCAAGGUGACAGCAUUCAAGCCAUGUACAUCUGGGUAGACGGAACCGGCGAGCAUCUCCGCUGCAAAACGAGAACUGUCAGCGAGGAACCAACUAAACCAGAAGAUCUUCCCAUUUGGAAUUUCGAUGGCUCCAGUACAAACCAGGCGGAAGGUUCAAACAGUGAUGUGUAUCUCCAUCCUGUAGCUUUGUUUAGAGAUCCGUUCAGGAGGGGAAAGAACAAGUUAGUUCUGUGUGAGACGUAUCGAUUUGACCACAAGCCAACCACAACAAAUACGAGAAAAAGCUGCUUUGAUGCUAUGAAUGUCGACCUUGCAAAGAAAGCCGCUCCGUGGUUUGGUAUUGAACAAGAAUACACACUGUUAGACACGGACGGCCACCCUUUAGGCUGGCCAAAGGGAGGUUUUCCAGGACCACAGGGACCCUAUUAUUGUGCUGUUGGUACAGGAAAGGUUUUUGGCCGAGAUGUUGUGGAAGCUCACUACCGAGCUUGUCUGUAUGCUGGUGUAAAGAUUGCUGGAACUAAUGCUGAAGUCAUGCCUGCACAGUGGGAAUACCAGGUGGGUCCAUGUGAAGGAAUUCAAAUGGGUGACCACCUUUGGAUGUCAAGAUUUCUGUUACAUCGUGUUGCAGAAGAUUUUGGAAUCACAGUCAGUUUUGACCCCAAACCUGUUCCAGGGAACUGGAAUGGGGCAGGAGCUCACACAAACUACAGUACCAAGCCAAUGAGAGAAGAAGGAGGAAUAAAGUACAUCUAUGAGGCCAUUGAAAAGUUAUCAAGCAGACAUGAUUACCACAUUCGGAUGUAUGACCCCAAUGAAGGUGAAGAUAACAAAAGACGUUUGACUGGGCUGCACGAGACAUCAUCAAUUGAGAACUUCUCUCAUGGAGUGGCUAAUCGAGGUGCUAGUGUGCGUAUACCUCGUCAGUGUGCUGAAGAUGGUAAAGGCUAUCUUGAAGACAGGAGACCUUCAUCAAACUGUGAUCCAUACCAGGUCACUGAAGCCAUUGUUAGAACGACAAUCUUGCUAGCAAAGGUGUAAUGAGGAAAAAAUCCUUGGUAUGAAAUAAGUUUAUUACAGCUAUCAUAAUGAUACAUUUUUAAAUUGUUAAAUGAGAAAGAGUCAGUUAUUUACACUGCAAAUUGUAUAAGCAUGCAACUAUUUAAUUAACUUUAAGAUUCCUGGUAGCUCACAAUAUUAAAUAAAUAAAAAUGUGAAUCAGAUGAACUGAAGUCGACAUGUUGAAACCUUGUGCUUUCAGUUUGUAGUUCUGUUAAUUACGGUUUUGAUUGGUUAUCAAUUUCACACUUGCCAUGUAUGAAAUGAAGUUUUAAAACACAUGCUACAAUGAUUUGCGUACUUAAACUGUUCAUGAUUAUUUAACCUUAUUACAAACAAUGUUUAUUUAAUUGAGAACUUAAUAUAAAGUGUCCAAUAACUUUUUUAUAUUGACAUGUUACAGUUAAAUCUAGUAGUAUUAUGGUAGUUACCAGAAGGCAAUUUUUCACCAUCAAACUAAAAAAAAAAACCAAAUAUUUCUAGUAUUGUUGCAGUUACAAGAGACAAGCCAAUCAUCUUGAUAGAAAUUUUAAAAAUGUAAACAAUCAUGGUAAUUAGUUUGUGGCUUGGUUGGGUGUCAUGAUCUCUAGUGCCAUUGUUUGUAUAUCAAUAUUGGUUUUAUGAAUUAAACAGUAGUUAUUGAAUUGAUUCUUUCAAAAAGUUCUACAGUAUCAAUAGCUGUUUAACUUCUAAAUCACCAAGAGACAUUUUGCUUAUUUAGAAUUUAGCUGAAAACUAUGUAUUUUCAGUCUUAUAAUUUUUAUUCAUAAUUGUUUUGAAAAUAAAGGUGGUUAAUCUUUGCA
This is a messenger RNA of Pocillopora damicornis (cauliflower coral), 3868 nucleotides long. Its product is annotated as glutamine synthetase. Gene Ontology annotation, molecular function: glutamine synthetase activity. Gene Ontology annotation, cellular component: cytoplasm. Lineage: Eukaryota; Metazoa; Cnidaria; Anthozoa; Scleractinia; Pocilloporidae. The record is from RefSeq and is a predicted model, not a curated record.